CAGACGGGACGGCCUCACACGACCACCUGCACCCAGCAGACAGAAGGAGCGAAGAGCAACAAACAGGAGUCAUUAUUAUUUCCAGAACAGCUAGCCAUGACGCCUCAGCAGUAAUGUCGGAAAGAGACACAAAGCUUCUCGCUGAUUGGCUGCAGCUGUACGUCACUCAGCUCACAGAGAGGCGGCAACCCGGAAAAAUAUCACAAAAAACAACAAGAAAGAGGAUAAAAAUCAUAUUUAACGUCAUUUAUUCACACAG
Molecule: messenger RNA, 259 nt
Organism: Austrofundulus limnaeus
Lineage: Eukaryota; Metazoa; Chordata; Actinopteri; Cyprinodontiformes; Rivulidae
Product: protein crumbs homolog 1
Biological process (GO): Notch signaling pathway
Molecular function (GO): Notch binding; calcium ion binding
Source: RefSeq, a predicted model, not a curated record